UAAUCGCCUUUUCUGCACCCUUAUUCUCAUGUGGGAGCUCGUUAAAGCCCGCCGUCUGAAAGCUGCGAGGGGGCUGCUGGUUUCGGCGCUGUUGUAGGGACGGAGAGCUUUAGAUCGCCUCGCCGUUUCACUGUAUUCAUUCCUGUGCGGGAGGAAGAAGGGGAGGGAGAAAAAAAUGUGGUGUUACAUUGUAUCGAUCUGCCACCGAGAGUCAUACCGUUGUAUCAGGUAUUAGUAUUGAUCAUCGACGCCUCGCAAUCGGAAGUGAAACAUGACCUAAAACAAGAGACACUGGGUCCACUGGAAGCGAUUUGUUCCUCUCGUGUCAUUUACAAACUGACGGCUCAUCACUUGCAAGCGUUCCAGGAUCCGGUUGCCUAGCGCCAUGGACAAGAGCCACACAGUGAAGCUCUUCGUGGGUAACCUGGCAUUGGACACCACGCAGGAAGAGCUGUCGGCCAUCUUCGAACCCUACGGUCAGGUGGUCAGCUGCAGCGUGCUGCGGCAGUUCGCCUUUGUGCAUCUGCAGGGGGAGGGUGCUGCGGAGCGGGCCAUCCGGGAGCUCAAUGGACGGGAGUUUCGUGGUCGGAAUUUGGUGGUGGAGGAAUCGAGGGGGAGGCCGCUGCACUCCACCAAGGUGUUUGUGGGUAAUCUGAGCGGCAUGUGCACCACAGAAGACCUCCAGCAGCUGUUCCAGACGUUCGGGAAAGUCCUCGAAUGUGACAAAGUCAAAGGCUAUGCUUUUGUUCACAUGGAAAACAAGGAAGAUGCGCUACAGGCCAUCGAAGCCCUGCACGGCACCUCCUUCAAGGGCCGGCCCCUGUCCGUAGAGCUCUCCAAGGUCCAGCCCAGCAAGCAGGCGCCGACGGGGAAGAUCCCGUGUGUGAACUGUGGGAAGCAGGGCCACUAUGCUGGAGAAUGCCCUGUGGGGAAACCUUCUCUGGAGCAGUACCAGAGUCAGGCAGCGGUCUUGGCUGCUGCCGCCGCUGCGGCCGCCGGCCUACCGCUGCAGGUCCAGCAAAGCGUGCACAAUUCAGUCUACAACACCUCCACCUUUGAUCCCACUUAUGCUGCUCUCACAGGGAUUACCACCGGGACACGCACAGAUGGGAACCCGGUAAAUCCAGCUGUUUAUGGUGCCCUUGCCAGCCAGGUGUACGGUGCCAACGUUGCCAAUCAGCUUUACGGAACGGUGGCCAAUCAGGCCGCUCUCACGUCAGGGGCCACGCAGGUAUACAGCUCCAUGACACCUAAUAUUUACGGUCAGGUGGCUGCGUCCCCAGCAGCCGCCGCUGCUGCUGCCGCCGCUGCCGCUGCCUACACAACUCCGGUUUACACCCCGACGAUGGCCAACCACCCCGUCUAUCUGGCCGCGGCUCCUGGGAUAGAAAUGCCAACAGCGGCGGCCGCCGUUAAUCCUGCCUACUCUGUAGCGCCUGCGAUUUACAGCGCCGCCGCACCAGCCUACGCUCAGUUAAGCGCCAUGGGAGCAGCGGACCCGACUACGGCUAUCUUUGAGGCUGCCAGGCAGGCGCAUUACUUCGCCCAGGGCCAGCAGGUUGUGGCUGAGCAGCAGACGGCAGCUGCCGCCACAGCAGCAGCUGUGGCAAAGUCCGGAGAGAGGGAUCGUAGUCCACUGCGAAGGUCGGCACCUCUGCUUCCGGACCCUGUGAUGAAGCCAUUUAUGUACCAGAGGGCCAAGCCACGCCGACCCCUGCUGCCCACGCCAGCUGGUCGAGCAGCUGAAGAGGCAGUGGAAGCCGCAGAAGACCCCAUGGCCAGGUACUACGCGGAGUACUACCAGCAGCUCCAGCAGUACCCACAGUUCCAGUAUGCCUACGCAUCACCGAGCACAGUGACCGCCAUCCCUGGCAUGCCGGGAAUGCAGGCCAUGCAAGCGGUCCAAGCAGUUCAGGCUGUCCCCGCGAUGCAAGCCCAGCCCGUCGCCACGCUGGAUGCACUCAGGCCAGUGGUCCCCGCCGCUGCGGCAGUGGCAGCCGCCAUGGCUGCGCCCAGGGUGUAUGAGCCGCCGUUGCCGCCGCCCACGCGCAAGGAGGCCAUCCUCCGCCGCCCCGAACUCUCCCUUCACACGCCUGAGCCCCCCUUCCGAUAGUCGCACACAACUCUCUGCCCGCCCCUCCCUCUUUGCCCUGAACCCCUCCCACCCUUCACCCUCCCUCACCCGCCCCAAUCUCCUCUUCCAACCCCAAACUUGACCACCUUACAGCAGCUGUAUGUACGUGUGUGUGUGUGUGUGUGUGUGUGUGUCUGGGGGCUCUAAGUGUGUGGUAUUAAACUGGGGACUCCUUGGUUUAUUAACCUGCUUUAGGAGAAACUUGAUACGCCAGCCUUGGUUCAGUUUGCACGCACACACAGUGCAGCCACCGAAAGGGAGGCUUUCAUCUGUCGCGCGGGCAUUCUUUGUGCUUCUCAGUUUUACUUUUUUAUCGUGCCAGUCUCACACUUGUGCCAGUAUUAGGCCGACCCGCUCGGCCGUUUCAUAUAUGCCUUUAUUUCCGCAAACCCAGUUAUGAUUUUCUAAGGCCGAGACCUUCGAUUGACGACAUCAGCCAUCCUCCUUAGGCCUAGAUGAUCAGUUAGGGCAGCUAAUUUGAAACCUUUUUUGCCUUAUGUUGAAGAGUUUCAAUUUGCAACGUAACCAGAUGGAAAGUCAGGGCGACGCUCUCGCGCGUGACGGCUGCGCUGCGUCGCGUCCGGCCGAACCAAGGUUGAGUCUUCUUUGUUUUUUGGUUUGUUUGGUUUUUUUUCGAGGGACGUUUUGUCUUGAAUGUGACGUGGGCUGUGACGCGUGUGAGAGGUGAGGGCUUGCUGACCUUGCAGCGCACAAACGCAGCAGCAAAAAAAAGAAAAAAAAAACUGCGCCUUGCCGAAAAGGAAAGGAGAGAAAAAAAAAAGAGUAAAGCACACAUAAACGUACUGUAAUGUAUGUUUGGAUCUCCCCUUUGACUCCCUUUAUUUUUUCUGAACCCCCCCCCUCCCCUCCUCCCCUCCCGCUCCACCCUUACUCUAACUGCAGCAAUGAAAGACACUGCUUCACCUCUCCCUCUCUCGCUCUUUGUAAUUACAGCUGCCUACCUCUUACAGCAAAUUUCAAUGUCUAUUCUUUUCUAUUGUGUUCUCUUAUAUUGUCGGCAGUUCCCGCUCCUUGUAAAGGGACAGGGUCAGCAGUUUAGAGGGGGAGGAGCCAGAUAUUACCGACAGUGACUUUUUUUUGUAGAUGUUCCGUAUGGAGUCCAUCAUUUUCAGAGGCCUUUUUUAAAAAUAGUGUAAAUGUGUUUUUUGUUGUUUACCUGUGACGUAAGUCAGCCUGGGAUGUGAUGAACUGUAAACGGUGGUGAAAGGAGGGAGAAAAAAAAUCAAUGUGUUACUACUGAGGGAGCAGUUUACAAAAGGAUCUUUUAAUCGCAUCCUGUUAGAAACCACGAUGGUAUGUGACAAGCUCAAUCAUGUGCCUAUAAAGCCUCGAGUGAAGUGCAUUAAGUGGAGGGACCUCCCAUUUUUAAGUGCUUUUGACAUUAUUUUUUAAUCAUUUCAAGGAGGGCGGGGGGAGCCCGACCUCCAGAGCUUUAGUAUCCAGAAGGCUUGGAGAGCGAGCGAAGCUUUCUCUGGGAUUUGUUUCACAGCUCUUAAAAGAAAAAGCCACAAACCGAGCCUUCACGGGUUCGUUACUUUACUAGCUGCUGGUUAAAGCAGAAACGACAGUGAUAGCACCAAUGAAGUGAGAGGUGGGGCAGCGUCGUCCACGUGCUUCUUUGACCCUCCGAAUACCAGACCAGCUUUAGAUUGCGAUUGCAAAAAAGGGAAAAGAGCGAAAGUGUCUGUUUUAAUAUAUCUGUUAGAGCUUGUAGAACUGGACUUUGACGAGUGGUAAAUCCCACCCGCGUAGCUCUGCGUUUCAUUAAAACAGCCACUUUCAAAGUAUUUUGCAACUGCUAUGUGACGGCGGUCUGCUGCACACGCCCCUUUACUGCCCUCCCGUUCCCCUCUCCUCCUCCCCUUCCUCUCUCUCCCCCUGUGUUUUUUUUUCUUUCUUUCUUUUUUUUUGUUUUUUAGCAGUUAAGCGACUUCUUUGCAUCUCACGGUGUAAUCUCUCUCUGUGUCGUAUAUACAGAACACAUACCAGUUGCAUCCUUUGUAGAACUAUGUGGUUUGCGAAAUGUCUUGUUUGCCAUGUUUGAGAUCGUAUUUUUUAGAGAAGUAUUUUAAUUUUUUUUUGCCUUCUUUUUAAGAAAAAUAUAAAAAAUCAAAAGUUAAAAAAAAAAAAAAUCAUUCAAAAAAAAAUCAGCAUGCUUUUUAUUGAGAAUAUGUAUUACUAUAAACCUUAUUAUAAUAAAGAAUGUUUUGGCUGACACUAAUGUGGUAAAAGAAAGCAAAGGGUUUGGACAUUUCCCCUUCUUCUUCUUCUUCUUGUUUAUGUUGUUCUUCUCCCACUAUCUGUUUCUCUUGUGUAAAAUGACCACCAGACCCAUUUGACUGGGGACCCAAGGGGGAGACAGGUGUAGAUGCUGGCCCAGCUUUGCUCUCUUUGGUCGGGGUAAGUGCAGGUUGGUGCUCCUUUCCUCUCUCCAGCCUCUCAAACUCAGUGCAGACCAACUCAACCAAAGGGUUUUGGGGUUAAUUUGCAUUUGAGAACAUGCAUUUCAGCGAUUCAUUCUGGCUCUGUAACAUUAAAAGUUAGAAAAAAAUGAUUUUUUUCUUGUAGGAAUGAUGUUUUGGCACAGUGAGAGCUGGGGAGAGGCACACAGAUAGAAUGGCCUGGGUGCAUUUUGAUCUGUGGAGCAGUCCUGUUUCCUUGGGCGGGUGGGGGGUUUGAUGGGUGUGUGUCUGGUCUGGUCUGGUCUGGUAUCUCUCCCCUGCUGUACCAAAUUCUCCCUCUCCGUGUGUCUCUGUGUCCUCUCUGCUCUCAGACCUGCAUGUGUGAUAAUCUGUAACUCUGCCGCACAAACAAACAAACAAACAAGCCCCACGUCAGUCCAGCUUGACUAACUAUCUCAACUGAAAUAGGUCACCGUGCCGCCUGGAACGGCCGGGGUGCAGCCGUGCGUGAGCGUGGCGGCGUGAGCCAUGGGGACGACUUUUAGCGCGACGCCAACGCAGCGGGAACUCGUUCUCUCUCUCUCUUCACCACCAAGGUAAAUAAAAAAAGUUUACAAAAAAAAACAAAACAAAACGCAACAACAGCAGCAAAGAAAUCAUAAAGAGCACUGACUUCCCCUCUCCCAACCUGCCGCCCCCUCCUUUGACUGUGCCUUGAACAAACACUCCUCCCCCACCUCCCUCCUCUCCACACUGCCAUCGCCACCUUCCUCCCCCACCUCCCCCAGUCCGUAACUCCUCCUCUGCUGCAGUGGCGGUGCCGCGGCUACAGCCUUGGGCUUCUCCUCUGUGGGUUUGGUGGGCAGGGUUUGGGUGGGGUUAGGACCCCUGCACAGGUCUCAGUCAAGUCUUGCAAUCAGCUUUAGGAGGCGACUGGCGCGCCCUCUCUGUCCUGCUGGUGUGUGUCUGUGUGUGUGUGUUAAAGAGAAAGAAAGCUUUUUUGUUUGUCUAUUUUUCUGUGGGCGGUAUUUCAUUGAUUGGUGAGGCUUGACACCCCCACCCUACACACCCUCCCCCCUGCCCUCGCCACCGCCGUAUUCGCCGCCCCUUGCCCCUUCCCUGCCCGCCCCGGUUCCCUCCUUCUUCCCUCUUCCCUCUCUCACACCUCCUCCUCCUUAACCCCGCCCUCCUGUGCGCCUCUCCUUUCCGCCGUUCACACACAAAUACACAGCGCUUUUUUUUUUUUUCUUCACCCCCCUACUCCCGCCGCCACCGCCGCCGCCACCACCACCACCUUGGAUCUGGGUUUGUGGCUCUGGCUCGGACUCAGACUUCCCAGAACCACCCACCUAAACCCAAACUUCCCACCCACCCUCCUUUUGUUACCGUAGUGGCCUGGGCGUGCCAACGGACAGUGUAUGUGUGGUGGCCCGCCGCCGGACUCAGUAACACGACACAGAGAGACUUCAGUGUUGGACGAGCCGCUUUGCUGAAACUGUUGAAUGAUGGGUUUGCGCCACACAGCUGUGGAAGGGAUUGUAACUCCCAUAAGACCUUAGCGCCAUCACAAAACGAGAUAAACCAACAGGGGGUUUGCCUUGGGUCCCUCACAGCCUGUGUGCCAAUCAGAAACGUCCUAUAAGAUCGGCCGAGCUAAUAAGGCCAGUCUGACCUGAAGAUUCUCACCAAUCUCGGGACUCCUGUAGGACUUUUCUGGUACAGCAGCUCUGUUUCUCUAAUCCUAGUGUCAGCUGGACCGGCUGGAUAUGUGCUAUGAGUGACUUGUAUGAGGUGUGGCUAUUAAAUAAUGAGACGUCACACCGGUUUGACUCACAGAAGCUCUGUUUUGUUGUUUAACAGCCACGCCUCGUCUACAUUCUUACCUGUUAAGACUAUUGAUGCACACACACAGUCCCGCACACACUCGCUGUAUGUCAGAUGAGUUUGUCUCACAUUUGCUCCGACCGCUGCGAGACGGAGUCGAGACAAGCGUGGCGCUGCCUUUCUGUCCGCCUAACAAACUAAAAGGAGGUGGGGAGGAUUGAGUAGAUGACUUACUGAUAAGGUGAGUUGGUAGUGGAAGGAUCCUUUGGCCCAAAGCUACUUUCUAACCUCACCUUUCUGAUCUUGGAGCAUCCCAUAAUAGAGUCACUGGCCAGAACCUUAUCAAAAGGAAACGUUGUCGCACACAGUGUCUGUGCUAAUAAUAACGAGCCCUAGAAUCUGAUGUCUCUGUUGCUUGGAUACAAAGUGCAAAAAAACAGAUUUUUUUUUGCGUUCACAGACACAUUAAGUUUUUUUUAAAAAACACAAAUGAUGAGUUCAUCAUGUUUGGAUGCAUUUAGAGGCCAGUUUUAUUUCUCUCCAAAGGACCAAUGUGUAGGAUUUAGUGGCGUUCGAGGACUGGACGUGUAGUGCAGGAUCCAUAGUCCUACAUUAGUGCACAUUUGCCUAGAAAGAAGGAUUGUGGGUAUUUGACAGAUGCAGAGGCCAUGUGUAGAUGUGGUGAAAGACCAAAAAGCACAUAUCCUGAAUGCUGAUUGGCCGAAAAGCUGGCUCGAACAGGAAAGGGAGCAAUAGUGCAGUUCACCACAAAGAGGAACAACUGUGUCCGUUUUCAUUGCUUUCAGUCACUCGGUUUCACUUUACUACAAAGGACCAACGAAAGCACAAAAACAAGGGUAGCCUGUGUCACUAAAUGGCGCACACAUUUACAACCAGGCCGCCAUGGCAACAGCACUCAACCACAGCGUGAAGUUGUGAGUCUGCAGACCUCAGCGUAGCAAAGAUUAGAGAAAACGUGAAGGGCUCUUUACACUAAUGAAAACAAACACAACUAUGAGUACUGCAUGUAAUACUGUAUGUAAUAUAGUCACAGGCGAUUGCCCACUCCCUGAGCAUGGUCCGUCUGGAGGUUUGCUCCUGUUGAAAGGGAGUUUUUCCUUCCCACUGUCGCCGAAGUGCCUGCUCAAAGAGGGUCGUCUGAUCGUUGGGGUCCUCUCUGUUAAUGUAGGGUGUUACCUUCCAAUCUAAAGCGCCUUGAGGCGACUGCUGUUGUGAUUUGGCGCUAUAUCGAUAAAAUUGAACCGAGUACUGCAUUCUGUUUCCACGAGUAAAUCCUACACACUGGUCCUUUAAGCAGUGCAGCUGAUGAAACCCCUCCUCAGCCUCCAUGAUCAGGGCACACGGUGCUCCAGUUUUUUUCCCCCCUCCAGCCACCUCACCCCUCCCCUCCAACUCUGCCGGCUCCUCACUAAAAAGGCUUCUUCUGGUGCUUGUGAGUCUAGGCUUCCCGUGCUUGGGUGAAUGCAGCCACACAUCUCUUAAGCACCCCCGACCUCCCCGCGCACCCUCUUGCUCUGAAUUCACAGACAGACAGAGCUGCAGCCUCCUCUCUACUUCCACUUCCUCACCCAAACUCCCCCUGCCUUCUGUGGUUUGGACAGCUGAAGAACUGAGAUACUCUGCACACACACACACACACACAUUUAUAUAGAUAUAUAUUUGUGUAUUGUGUUGUUUUUUUUGAUGGGAUCCCACAGGGUACAGCAGACACCGGCAGAGAUGUCCGGAACAGAACCCGCUCCGGCUUAGGUUUGAGCCCAGCCCUCACACUGUAGACCGUAAUGCCUUUUUUUAGUUGAAGCAGGUUUCAUUAACAAGACUUUUCUAGGUCAUCUAGCACAGAUGUGAAUCACAGAAUCACACUUCUAAGGAUGCUUAUCCUCUCUUCAGAUAAAAGCAUCAGGAGUGUCUUAUCUCACACGUUACCUCGUAUAGAGGGGGGCAGACAGCAUGUGAACGCCAGCAGGAUGCAGUGCAGCUCAAUACAAAAAUCACUGCAUUUAUUGAUCAUUUAUAAGGUUUUUUUCCCCCUCAUAACUGCAGUAAUAGUGUGUUGGCUGGCAUUCAUGUUAUUUUGUCCACCCUUCUGCCCUUAUAUGAUUACAGGCCACCUGAGGCCAAGCCCAUCUUUUUUUCCUCCCUCUCCACGGACCAUUUCAUUGUCAGCAGUCCCACGGUGGCAUUAUGUUUAGCCAUUUCAGUUCCCACGGCUCAGCGGGUGCUCAGUCACAAACUUAAUUGUAACCACAAAUAGUCGCACAGUAGCUAAGCUUCUUCAAGUAGGUUAAUGGACCAAGCUUAGUGUAGUUAAACGAAAUGCCUCAGUUAAUUACAAUUAAUCGUUCUAGUUUCCAAAGACGUCAGGGGUGACAGAAUAGUGUGUCAUCUCAAGAGGAGAGCGAUCGGGAUCUGCUCCUCUUUCAAAGAAAUCGAAUCCAGCACAAACGCUGAACGAUGAGGGGAUUUUCACACCGUGAAUGUCGGAUCAAACAUUUGCGUCAACAUGUUUACUGUGAAUGACAAGUCCUGAUAUGAAGACAAUUAUACUGUAUGGUUGUGUGUGCAUAUAUUUAUGCCUUUUAGUCUGUAUUUCUUAAGAUGUUGAGGUAUUUUUUUUCAGUCUGCAUGAACAAAAAUCAUGAAUAAAUCUUUUUGUUUCUCAUA
Messenger RNA from Neolamprologus brichardi, 9066 nucleotides. RefSeq names its product RNA binding motif protein 14b (gene rbm14b). Lineage: Eukaryota; Metazoa; Chordata; Actinopteri; Cichliformes; Cichlidae. Gene Ontology annotation, cellular component: nucleus. The record is from RefSeq and is a predicted model, not a curated record. Gene Ontology annotation, molecular function: mRNA binding; zinc ion binding.